Messenger RNA from Caretta caretta (loggerhead turtle), 4588 nucleotides. RefSeq names its product SH3 and cysteine rich domain (gene STAC). The record is from RefSeq and is a predicted model, not a curated record. NCBI's taxonomy places the organism in Eukaryota, Metazoa, Chordata, Testudines, Cheloniidae. Gene Ontology annotation, biological process: positive regulation of voltage-gated calcium channel activity; skeletal muscle contraction; positive regulation of protein localization to plasma membrane. Gene Ontology annotation, molecular function: transmembrane transporter binding.
UGUGUGUGAGUGCAUUACUUUCUUUCACUACUAUGAUAGCACAUGCUCCUGCAAAGCCGUUCAAGGCAUUAGAAAUACAACUCCUCCCUCCAGUGCCCCAUGUGUGUGAGCAGCUCAGGCUUUCUGCUUCAGCUCACUCCCAUUUGAUCACUGGGCUGACAGUCACGACUCUCUGUUCUACACCUCCAGGCUUCACUCUGAGGAAAGAAGGAGCAAGAAAAACACAGAAGCAGACACACAACUGACCCACAGAGCCAUCAAUAACUUACUUCCCUUGCAGCAGAAUUACAGAGGGGAAGGGGGCGGGGGAGGGGGGGAGUGAGGGAGGAAGAGGAGAAGAAAAAGAAAAUCCAGAGAAUUCUAGCCUUCAAAUAUAGCCAAACUGAGAAUGAGAGGAGUGUGUUUGCGCUGCAGGAACGGAGAAGAAAGAACAAAUUAAAUAAACAAAAGCAGGAGAGGACUGGAGCUCUCUUCCCGAUAGCAACGGUAUUAUUUUAGAGGUAAAAUGAUUCCGCCAAGCAACACUACUGAAGUCAGUGUGGAUAAUGUGGAGAAAGAGAAUGAACUAGAGAACACAGAUCAACCCCCCUCUCCAGCAUCUACUACCAGCCAGGAAUCAAAGCUCCAGAAACUGAAAAGAUCGCUCUCUUUCAAGACCAAAAGCUUACGGAGUAAAAGCGCAGACAACUUUUUCCAGAGGACGAACAGUGACGUGAAAUUACAAGUUGAUUUGCUGCCUGAGGUGAGCACCAGCACCGGCCAGCUCCCCAGCUCAGAGAGCCGGUCCUCCACACCUAUCAAACUCCAACAACAGGCAGAAAGCAAUCAGGUUCAUGUUUUCCAGGAGCACAUCUUCAAAAAACCCACUUUCUGUGAUGUCUGCAACCACAUGAUUGUUGGGACAAAUGCUAAACAUGGACUGCGCUGCAAGGCUUGUAAGAUGAGCAUCCACCACAAGUGCACCGACAGUAUUGGACAACAGCGUUGCAUGGGCAAACUGCCAAAGGGGUUUCGGCGUUACUACAGUUCCCCACUACUCAUUCAUGAACAGUUUGGCUGCAUCAAAGAAGUGAUGCCUAUUGCUUGUGGCAACAAAGUCGACCCCGUGUAUGAAACCCUCCGAUUUGGAACCUCCUUAGCACAGAAGACCAAGAGGGGCAGCUCUGGAAGUGGAUCUGAUUCACCCAAACGGAACUCUACUUCAGACCUGGCAGAAGUUCCUGAGGAAGCAGAUGGUUCAGGAAGCAUGUUUGAUAUAAACAGGAAACGCAGCAACAGUGUGUUUACCUACUCAGAAAAUGGAACAGAAGACUUUGGAGAAGAAUCAAAAAGGAUAAACUCCCUGGGGCCUGUUUAUAAAGACACAUCACAAAUGCACGCCUACGUUGCCUUGUACAAAUUUGUACCACAAGAGAACGAAGACUUGGAGAUGAGACCAGGUGAUAUGAUCACACUGCUGGAAGAUUCUAAUGAAGACUGGUGGAAGGGGAGAAUUGAGGACAGAAUAGGAUUUUUCCCCGCUAAUUUUGUUCAGAGAGUGCAACAAGACGAAAAGAUUUUCAAGUGUGUCAGAACAUUUAUUGGAUGCAAGGAGCAAGGACAGAUUACUCUGAAAGAGAACCAAAUCUGCGUGACUUCUGAAAAGGAACGCAAUGGCUUUAUCAAAGUUUACUGUGGGAAGAAGAAAGGCUUUGUCCCCCUAGACGUCUUAGAAAUCAUCUGAUUUCAGCACUGCACUUACUGCAGUAGGAAAGCUUUGCUGGCAAUGCCUGUCUGCCUCAUCUCACACUGUGUCAACCCCGCUGGGCCGUCUUGCAGAUGAUCAGGGACUAGUGAGAUGACCGCAGCAACAAAAAAGGACACUUAGACUGUUACAGCAACAAGAAAUAAAAAAGAUAAAAGGGUUGAUUAAAAGAAUAUAUCAGGAAACCUCCAGGGGGAAAAGGGGCCAAGGAAAGUAAAAGGAAUAAGGUAAGAAAUGGCUGGACUAGCUCAUUUCCAGUGCAAGAUGACUAUUAAUUAUCCUGAUGGAGACAGGACAGACAGCUGUUCUGAAAAACUAACCUCAUACCUGCUCAUCUGUCUUCAAAAAAACUGUUGGAGUGCGUUUUUGUUUAAAGUGUGAUUUCGGGGGGGGGGGGGAGGGAGGGUCAAACUGUCCUUGUAGUACAGUCUGAUCUUGUAGUAAAGUGUGACUAUGAUUCUAGAGUUUUGUCCACAAUAUUAGCCAAACAGCAUAGUGUUUAAUCCUGAUGUCAAGUCUCAUAACAAAGCAGUUUGGAGGCACUGUGUAAACGUCAGUCUGAGACGUUAAUGCACCAUUGUCUAGACGCCAACGACUUUCUUUCUCUCUAUGCUCGGACUGUACAAAAGAGCGGCCAACUUCUACGUCCUUUGCUUUCUUUGUAUACAAACAAAACUCUUGGCACAUGUUGGAUGUAACAGCUGCUCUGGUAGCUGGUAGCUGACAAACUUAAAGUCCCUCCUGUUCAGAAGGCCAGGCUAGAAGUAUUCCUCAGUGAUCCCUGUUCCUUUAUCUGGUGGCAGAGAAAGUGUCAGAAAUACAGAGCUGAGUGAGAGCCCCAUGCUUGAAAAGUUUUCUAUUUUUCUGGAGUAUUAAAUUUGAAGAGAUUUUAUAUAUUGAGCCUGUUUAUAAGUAGUAGAUGGCCAACCAAGCCCCUUCUAGAGUGAAAAAGCUAGUAAGUAAUUGAUGGUGAAGCCAGGAAUCCUCCCAUUCCAGGAUCAGUGAGAGAGAGAGAAAUAAACUAAGGUAUCAUUUAAUUAUAUUAACAUGAAGUCUCUUGCUUCAUUGACUAGACGGGAGCUUUUAGGAAUCAGACUAAGCUAAAUUCUGCCUUCACACACAUGCAAACCCUGCUGAUGCCAGUAAGGUUGCAAGAGGUGUCUGUCAGGACAAUGUUUGGCCUACUGAUUGUGUCAUGUAGGCCCCAGUCUUGUAAUCUGUUCUGUACAUAUGAACUCCUGCAAUGGUCUCUGUGCAGGUAUUAGAGUCUGCCAGUGCAGAUCAGAUUGCAGCAUCAGGGCCUUGGUCUAUUGGGCUCAUAAUAUUUUCCACUUAAGUUCUUGCUUUUGUUGUCCAGCCUAUGACAGAACCCUACUCUAUAUUACUACCGGGGUGCUGGAACAAUUUUUAUAGUGGGGGUGCUGAGACCCAUUGAACCAAACUGUAAACCCUGUAUAUAAUGGAAUCCACUUCAAGCCAGGGGGUACAGCAGCACCCCUAGUUCCACUUCGCACCUAUGAUUACUACUAGAGGUAGACCCAAAUCAAAAGCCUAAAUCCACAUAUUCCCACACAAAGGAGAAGUUUCAGAUCUGCAUCUGAACUUCGCACGUGGCCACACUCUCUAAAAUGGGCUGAACCACACAAUCCUGCAAUCACACACUGGAGAAUUGUGAAUCUGUAUCCAUAAGCCCUGGUCCUGCAGCUAGAGUGGCCUAUAUGAACUGUCCAUGCAGAGCCUUCCUGAGGAUAACGGGGUUCCAGUCAGCCUCAGAGGUCCACCCAGUGUGCAAGAUCAGAGCCAGACAUUGUCGCGCUCGUCUGGCUCUCGUUAUUGUGGCAGUGUUUGCUGCUGAACCAUUUUUCUUCAGAGCUAAUGUAAUGUAAACAAAUCCCAUGUCAUUUCAGACAGUGUUCAGUGAGGAGAUCAAAGAUAUAUAAAUGGCCUUUUUCCAUGUAAACAAUGAACUACUUUAACUCCGCUUAUUUUCCAAGGUGUUGAGAAAACUCCUGCGGGGGAGUGAAGAUGCUGAUAUGGCUUAGAGACCAAGAGGAAAAGCAGCAGAAAUGUUAUUAAUCCAUCCUGUUUUAUAAUAGGAUUUUAUUUGAUAUUCACCAAUUUUAAAAAAAUCUCAAAUGCCUGUUACAACUCAAAUUAUUGCUUCCUUUGGUCCAGCCUGUUAUGCAUAAGACUAGGGAAAUCUGUUUUAAUCUAUACAUAUAUGCUCUUGUUUACAUGAUUGCAUCAUACUGUCACUCUUAUUAUUUCAGUUUCUCUCUAAAACAUGCAUCAUACUAUUCAAAGAAUAUGAACAUUAACUACAAUUCACAAUGGCCUUGAAUCAGUGUCAGUUUGAUUUCUUUUGAUACCAAGCAAUAAAUAAUAAAGUGACUGAAAAACCCCUAAGUGGAUUACAUCAUGGUGGAGCAAGCAUUGCUUUCUAAAUAAAAGCUUUCAUGGUUAUUUUUACUUUUUCCUUUUCUGUCAUUGUUCCAUGUGUAUUUUGUCCCUGAUUCAGCAAGUUGCUUAUGCAUGUGCCUAGCUUUAAGCAGAAGAGUAACCAAUGGAUCAUAUGCUUGAAGCCAGGCACUUGCUUAAACGUUUCACUCAUCAAUUUUGGAGACCUUACUUUGAUUUCAGAUUGGCAUUCCAUAGUUUUUUCUACCACGUGCAGUUCAUCAUCGAUAUUUGCAUUAAUAAACAGAUAACGGUCCAGUCCAUCAUUGCGGCUGGCCUAUCUGGCACUUGCUCAGAUAAACUGUAUUUUAGGAGAUAAGGGUUGUUCAUAUCUAAUUUUAUAUUUUGCUUAAAUAAAGAACAUGCAACAGCUGGCUGGAAGGAGAA